Messenger RNA from Exaiptasia diaphana, 1776 nucleotides. RefSeq lists its product as uncharacterized. The coding region runs from base 50 to 1666 and encodes 538 amino acids. NCBI's taxonomy places the organism in Eukaryota, Metazoa, Cnidaria, Anthozoa, Actiniaria, Aiptasiidae. The record is from RefSeq and is a predicted model, not a curated record. The transcript has a single exon.
GCUGAGAAACCUGGAAAUUCGGACAAACAAAAGGUCAAGUUUACAGUAAAUGUAUGGGAGAUUCGCGGUACCGUGUCAGUUGUUCUCGAUUUUAGACGUCUUCUUGCUUGUUAUGGUCGGAACAAAACACUGCUGUUGGGGCCAAUGUAAUAACGAUUCUAGGUACCCAGAUAGAUUACCGAAUUCUCUAAAGGAAUUGAAGAAAUCAGGCAAAAAAGCCUUCAUUCCGUUCAUCAAACCAAAGCGUGACCUCGAGAGAUGUAAGCGUUGGGUAGACGCGUGUUAUCGAAAAGAUUUUUCUGUCUCAGAUAUUACAAAAGACACUUAUAUUUGUGCUGUACACUGGCCUGGAGGGAAAGGACCAACUGAAGAGUAUCCAGACCCUAUUAAAGCUAAASAAGAAACGAAGAAACGUGGUGUGAAGAGGAAGGCGCCAAAACAAAGAGAGCUACCACAUAUAAACUUAGACUUAAAGCGCACAAAAAAUACCGAUCAAGACAGCUUUUCGUCUUCUUUAAAUGACUUUGACGAUGUAAACGAAGACUUCAAUAAUGAACAACAAGUGGCAGAGUUAAUUUGUGAUACAAACAAGGCGACUCAAACCGAAAUUCCGAAGGAAGAGUUGGCAAAGUUGUUAGGUGACAGAAUAGACAGAAUCGUCGCAGAGAACACAUCCGUAUGCCCCGAAAGUAACGAAACAGUUAAAAUUGUGAGUAACCUUUCGUAUGACGUGGUUGUACUGAGUCCAAAGUUAAUGAAACAUUAUGUGGGACUAACAUCUUCACAGUUUGAAAUCCUUUUCACGUUCUUGAAUGGCGUUUGCCCUCUAGAGAAGAUAACAUACUGGGGUUUUCGCAAAAACAACAACCAUGCGACCAAGAAAAAAGCUUCAGGGCGACUUUCUAAAUUUUCAUUACGAGAAAAACUUUMUAUCUGUCUCCUGAGACUGAAAACUGGGUUCACCAUUAAAACCAUUGCACACUUGUUGAGUAGUCCAGACAGGGAAAUCAAAGACACCACUGUCAGGACAAUAUUCACAACAUUCAUCCAGCUUAUUUUCAAGAUUGUUCGAGAAAUGAAACAUAUUGUCUUUCCCGGACGAGAAGAGCUACGUCGUUUUUUGCCAAAGAUCUUCAAGACUAUAAAGAAUGUCCGGUGCAGUAUUGAUUGUACAGAGUUUCGGGUCCAAACUUCAAGAAACUUUGCCCAACAGGGCAAUACUUUCAGCUCUUACAAACAUACAAACACMUUCAAAUGUCUGAUUGCUUGCACCCCUAAUGGUGGGGCUUGUUUUGUAUCUGAUUUAUUUGAGGGGGACAUCUCUGAUGUUCAGAUUUUUGAAGAUAGUGGUAUAAUGAAGCACUUGGAGCCACAAGAUAUAAUUUUAGUUGACAGAGGAUUUACUGUUGAUGACCUGGUAAAUCCUAUACAGGUGAAGACAAAGAUGCCAGCCUUCCUGAAGGGUCGAAAGUCUUUAACUGCAAACGAGGAGUUGGAAACAAGGAAGAUUGCUAAGGCGCGGAUCCACAUUGAGCGCUUCAACCAAAGAUUGAAGGAGUUUAAACUGGUGGGAAGAAGAAUUCCGCUCAGCAUUGCUCCACUUGCUACCCAAAUGGUGGUUGUUGCAUGUGCACUUGUAAAUUUUCAAGAAGUACUUUGUAAAUGAGAUAUGAAACAAUACAUUCUGGUACGACUGGUACAGCUAUAGUGUUAGACCAUAUUGAUUGAUUGAUUGUUUUUUUUUAUAAAUAUAUUUUGCAGUGUAUACAUACGGUU